This is a messenger RNA of Drosophila eugracilis, 3914 nucleotides long. RefSeq lists its product as uncharacterized. NCBI's taxonomy places the organism in Eukaryota, Metazoa, Arthropoda, Insecta, Diptera, Drosophilidae. The transcript is spliced from 5 exons. The record is from RefSeq and is a predicted model, not a curated record. The coding region runs from base 825 to 3704 and encodes 959 amino acids.
AGAUGGGAUUAGUAGCGUUGACUAACGAAUGAGUGAGCAUGAGUGCAUUAUGUAUGCCCGGUGUGGGCUAAUUUGAUUGAAACACACAUAAUUAUUCAACUAAGUUACGGGUUUCGUUUUCGGACAUAUCGGAUAAAACGUGUCGAGGAUUACAGACAGUCCAAAUGCCUAAUUCAAUGCGUAAGCCCCCGUAAGAAAGUCAAACUGAGAUAUUCAUUCGGAGAGGGAUUCGUUGCAGUCGAGUCAUCAACAUUUAAGCCCGUUGGAAUUUGGAUUAUCAGGCUUUGGGUUUUCUUUGAAAAUAAAUAGAAAACCUAGAGAAAAGUUGUUAAACAAAGUUUAGGUACAACUUAUUAUCUUUAUUUAACAAACCCAGCACACAUCAAUUCGUAUGUCAAAAUUUUUGAAGUGAUCCAUAAUUAUACAUUUAUUUUUAUUUUGCAUAAACGUUAACGUUACUUGACACAUAUUGACAUUUUCACGCAUCGGGAUGUUUGAGUAGACCACAGUUAGGUUAAUUUCUGUACUAAUUCGCCUGGUUUUUUCACGACAUUCGAUUCAAAAAGCAUCCAAGCAGUUCAAAGUGGUAUGAACAACAGGCAGAUACAAAUUCAAAUAAUAUAAUCGAUUUGGUGCACUUUCAAAGCAAAAUUAUUAGAGUACAGGCCAAAUAAAAACCCCAGCCAAUUGCCAAUUUCGGUUCACUUAUUUCGAAAAGAAAUAAGAAAUUGUUACUGAAAGCAUUCGAAAUCUACGGUCUGGAUCAAAACUUGCAUUUGGAUAUCCCAUAAAAGCCUUAGGUUCUUCGAUCUAAAAUAUUGACAAUGAAACCUGAUCAGCUAAACCGACUGAUCAGAGUGAAUAAACGGAUGCAACCCUGGUUUUUGCGCAACACCAGCGAGCUCUACGAAAGUGCCAUCAGGUCCUAUUACGAACGCGGCUAUAGUACAGGCAAUCAUCCACGUUUUAGAACCGAGAAUAUUGGCCCUUUACGCAGGAUUAAAAAAGCGGAGAUAAAACCCAAUUCCGCUGAUAAUUAUCCUUGCAAUCAUAUCCUGCAGGCUGACCAAGCAGCUCAAAGUAAUGCGAAUCAUUUUCUUUACACGAUGAUACAGGCGAAUCGUCCUCGUUCCAUAUCCUUCUCGGCUACUCGUCCCUACGCCUCGCCUUAUGGCCACAGUUCAAUGCGAAGGAACGCCAGCUCAAGCUGCUCUAGCGGAAGCAGUAGUGGAUCUUCCCGCACCGAGAUCAUAGUUGGAUCUUUGAGAAAGAGCAAGGCGAAAAGGGAGAGAAAGAGUCGAUCACUACGUAAAAACAGGGACACCAUGGAGGAACAUCUAGACAUGGAUAUGGAUAUGGAUAUGGAUAUGUUUUGCAACCGAUCCUCAAGCAUGCCACCCCUGCCAUCGACACCUGUUUUAGGAGCCAGAGCGAUGAUGGCACCGUGUAGGCAACAUCACAUGGCAGCCAUGGCGAAAUCGCUGGCCCAGCCUAUGCAAAUUUUGCAGGGCGAAGGGGAUUCCCUGAUGCCGGUGAAUGCUGCCCUUAAGCGUCGCAUUUCGGUGAUAAAUCACUUGAAGGAUGGGCGGCGAAACAAGACGGAACUGGGUCACAAACUAAGCACUGGAUCCACCAGAAACGGCAGCCCGAUCACCGGAAACGGUCGCAAUCCAACAGAGAUGCGCUUCCGCUUCCAGACUUUGGGCGAUCGCGUCAAGCAGUUCGAGUAUAUCCAGUUCGCCGAUGGACCCGUCGCCAGUUAUGCCUUCAAUCGGAAUCAGAAGCGAGCCAUUACUACUUUUAGGGAUUCGCCAAGACAUCGAAUCGAAAACACCACCAAAAAGGCCACAAUUCGACGUCUUCAGGUGACUCAACAGCCGCGUCAACUCAGCUUUCACAAUAUCCUACACUCCAACUAUCGCCAACGGAGCAAGAGUUUGGUGUCCGGAGCAGAUCAGUUGAUGGAAUCCUUGGGACCUAUAACGCGACUCGCAACCCCAAAAGGCCCUCAAUUAAUCGGCCGAACAACGCGAGGAUCUAGCCUAGACAGUAGUUCGCGAACUAGUUUCAGGAGCAGCCCAUCUAUAAUAACUUACGCAAAUACUUUGGGAAGGAAUAAGGAAAAUUCAGAAAAAAUUCCGGGAGUCAAUUUUGGAUAUUCAAAAAGUUCAGAAGUUACCUCGGGCGAUUGGGUUGAAACACCAGAAGAUUGGCCCAAGUACCCCAGAUCAAGUAGCUCAUUGGGGAGCGGGUUUGGAUCAACUUUAACAAUAGCAGAAAAAAAUUUAAUGUCAAAUGAAAACAAAAGCAAUGAAAGCGGUGGAAUCUUUACUGAAACGUGGAAAACGUUUUGCUCAAACGGGGGAUCAUCAGCUUUAAAAUCUAAAAGAGUUAAUUCAGAGCCCUUAAGAGCCCCUACCGGUGGCGCAUCAGAAGCCACCACGGAAUCAUUUUCUAAAACACUUCAUGGCCAAGAUGAGCCAAGUCGAGCCACCUUGACACCCUUGCGCCGUCUGCAAUUGCAGCAGCGAAGUCUUCAAGCUUCGCCCGAAGUGGAUGACCCGACGGCCGGGGAUCUGGCACACUGCCUCUUCAAGAUUAAAGACAAUAUCAAGCAUACGAUCAAGGACAAUAUCAUGAUGAAAAAGUCGCCGACAAUGCAACAGAAAAUCCAACAUGACAAGCCACGGGUGACCAAAGUGACCAGCAAUCAGGUGAGCCGCUCCAGCCAUCGAUCCUUCUUCCUACCAUCCGAAGAGCACCAACUUCUUGACCGUACUACUACUACCAAGAGGUUGUACAAGGAUAAAACGCAGGAUAAGAAGCCAGUUAGGAUACCAAUUGAGAAAAGUGAACGUGUGGUCAGGGCCGUAACGUCUUCCGCCAGAACUCCCGCUCAUCUCAAAGGAGCCAAUCAGCUGCUAGUGGCGAGUGCCUCGCAGGUUUCGGCCUACAAGCGUGCCUUCCGCAACCAGCAGCAGAUUCUCAAGGCAGAGAUCCUGCACCAACAGGCGCAGCAAUCCCAAAAUACUACGACGGAAGAGGUGUCAAGGCAGACGUCCAAUCUGCAGAGCCACCGUGGUUCGAUACCAAGCUCCAAUAAAUCGACUAACCGACCAAUACUUAAGCGCAAUGCAGCCACAUCGGGUGCUAAAGCUCCCAAGUUAAAUGAAGCAAAAUUAGCGGGGUCUAAAACGGAUGGAUCAGAAAUGAGAAGGAAAGUUUUUAAAGGAUCACCUUCAAAAGUAGCAGCAGCUCCAGUAACGGCGCACUUAAAGCGUACUCCGCAGCCGGCGUCCAAGGCUGCACAGCCGACCUCAACGCAAAAGGGAAAGGCCGUUAGGACGACCACAAAAGGAGCACCGACUGGUGCUGUGACUACAGGAGAAGGUGGAGGAGCGGAAGCUGUGCGACGAGCGGGAAAGGAAGCGGAAGUCGCAGGAGCUGCAGAAACGACAACACGCCGAUCGACACUGGCGCUGGCAGCGCAGCAGCAGCACUCCCAUAGCGGUAACUCGCUGCUCGGCUUUCGGCGCGAAACGGUUAAUGGCGCAGCGGCAGCCCUGCUGCAGCGACACGAAGCAGACGAACCGCUGUCGCAGUCGCAGUCGCCGUCGCCGUCAACGUCUGUGUAUCAUUCGCAAACGGCACAAAAGAGGCGUCAGUUUCAUUUUCCCUACCCCCCAUGGCGACCCAGCUACUGAGUAUUAACUUUGUACCGCUAUUUCGCCUACAUUAUACUACUGUCCCAUUAGAGAGUGAAAGAGAUUGAGAGAGCUAAAUCUGUUGUAACGGUGAAUCUAACACUACAAUAAAAUAUUGAAAAAACAUACGUAAUCAAAUGAUUACAAUAAGCUCACAAAUAAAAAGGGAAAGAGUUACAUAGUUAGAAGUGAGAGUGAAUGCUAUAAAAG